Messenger RNA from Passer domesticus (house sparrow), 7232 nucleotides. RefSeq names its product protocadherin 9 (gene PCDH9). Gene Ontology annotation, cellular component: plasma membrane. The coding region runs from base 651 to 4328 and encodes 1225 amino acids. Lineage: Eukaryota; Metazoa; Chordata; Aves; Passeriformes; Passeridae. Gene Ontology annotation, biological process: homophilic cell-cell adhesion. Gene Ontology annotation, molecular function: calcium ion binding. The record is from RefSeq and is a predicted model, not a curated record. The transcript is spliced from 6 exons.
UCGCUCCCACCCUCCCUCUGGGCUUAUUGAGAGUUAUAUCAAGAAUUUCAGUUCAGAGAGAGAGAGGGAGAAGGAGAGAGCAGCUAAAGAGGGAGAAGCACCGCCAGACCAACUCUUCAUUUCCAGUCAGAAGUUGCAGACUUCAUGUAGCUGCCUCUGCUCUGCCGAGAGAGGGACGGGAAUGGUGUGCAGUGCAGAGUGGAAAAUACCCCCGCUCUAAGAAGUGCACCGGAUUUUUCUCUUGCUGUUUGUUUGGGUUGUUGCGUGCACGUUAGGCACCCAAAGGAUCGCCGCUUCACAGGAAUGAAACGUGGAGAGGAUGACUAACGACAGAACUGUGAAUUUGUUCCCUGGAGUUGCUAAUUUGCCACCCCGAAGCAACACAUAUCUCGAGGAGGAAGCGUUUGGCUGCUGCUGAUUUCUCCAAAACUGGUGGUUUACCAGAUGCAUUGUGCUGUAUCUGCUGGAACAGAUCAUUGCUUAGCUGCAACAGAUCGUCAAAGGUAGACAACUAACUGAUGUCUCCAAAUAAGAAAUGAGAUGUAAUGCAUCCUGCAGUCCAUGCAUGCCUCCUCUUGCAAAUCGCGCAUCAUUCCUCUCUGGAAACCUUUAAGUCCUAAAAUCCGUGGAAAGAGAAUAAAAACAUUAUCAUGGACCUGAGGGAUUUUUACCUGUUGGCUGCUUUGAUUGCCUGUUUAAGGCUGGAUUCUGCUAUAGCUCAAGAACUUAUUUACACUAUUAGAGAGGAGCUGCCUGAAAACGUGCCCAUAGGGAACAUACCAAAGGACCUGAACAUUUCUCAUAUCAAUGCUGCCACAGGGACCAGUGCCAGCCUUGUCUACAGACUGGUGUCUAAAGCAGGGGAUGCACCUCUGGUCAAAGUGUCCAGUAACACGGGGGAAAUCUUUACAACAUCUAACAGAAUAGACAGAGAAAAACUAUGUGCUGGAGCUUCCUAUGCAGAAGAAAAUGAGUGUUUCUUUGAACUUGAAGUGGUGAUUCUCCCCAAUGACUUUUUUAGGCUGAUCAAAAUAAAAAUCAUUGUAAAGGAUACUAAUGACAAUGCACCUAUGUUUCCGUCCCCUGUCAUCAAUAUCUCCAUCCCAGAAAACACUCUGAUCAACAGUCGCUUUCCAAUCCCAUCAGCAACCGAUCCUGACACAGGUUUCAAUGGUGUGCAGCACUAUGAGUUGUUAAAUGGGCAGAGUGUCUUUGGACUGGAUAUUGUAGAAACUCCAGAAGGGGAAAAAUGGCCUCAGCUGAUUGUGCAGCAGAACUUGGACAGAGAGCAAAAGGACACCUACGUGAUGAAAAUCAAAGUGGAGGAUGGAGGUACCCCCCAGAAAUCCAGCACAGCUAUCCUGCAAGUCACAGUAAGUGAUGUCAAUGAUAACAGGCCAGUCUUUAAAGAGAGUCAAGUGGAGGUCCAUAUACCAGAGAAUGCCCCUGUAGGCACCUCUGUAAUUCAGCUUCAUGCUACAGAUGCUGAUAUAGGAAGCAAUGCAGAAAUCAGAUAUAUUUUUGGUGCCCAAGUCGCUCCUGCAACCAAAAGAUUUUUUGCUUUAAACAACACUACAGGGCUGAUCACAGUUCAGAGGUCCUUAGAUCGAGAAGAGACUGCUAUUCACAAAGUGACAGUGCUGGCUAGUGAUGGUAGCUCUACACCAGCCCGGGCAACUGUCACCAUCAAUGUCACUGAUGUAAAUGAUAACCCUCCUAACAUAGACCUCAGGUACAUAAUAAGUCCCAUCAAUGGCACAGUGUACUUAUCUGAGAAAGAUCCCAUCAAUACAAAGAUUGCCCUAAUUACGGUUUCAGAUAAGGACACUGAUGUGAAUGGCAAAGUGAUCUGUUUCAUUGAGAGAGAGGUCCCCUUCCACUUGAAAGCAGUUUACGACAACCAGUAUUUGUUAGAGACCUCUUCCUUGUUGGACUAUGAGGGCACCAAAGAAUUCAGCUUUAAAAUUGUGGCUUCUGAUUCUGGCAAGCCCAGUUUGAACCAGACUGCCCUGGUAAGAGUUAAGCUGGAGGAUGAAAAUGACAACCCUCCGAUUUUCAGCCAGCCUGUAAUUGAGCUGUCAGUUUCUGAAAACAACCGGCGUGGUCUAUACUUAACAACUAUUAGUGCCACAGAUGAAGACAGUGGGAAAAAUGCAGACAUUGUUUAUCAGCUUGGUCCUAAUGCCUCCUUUUUCGAUCUGGAUCGAAAGACAGGAGUUUUGACAGCCUCCAGAGUUUUUGACAGAGAAGAGCAGGAACGUUUCAUUUUCACUGUUACAGCCCGAGAUAACGGCACCCCUCCUUUGCAGAGUCAAGCGGCUGUAAUUGUUACUGUGUUGGAUGAAAAUGACAACAGUCCCAAAUUUACUCAUAAUCAUUUCCAGUUUUUCGUAUCAGAGAACUUACCAAAGUAUAGCACGGUGGGGGUGAUCACAGUGACUGAUGCAGAUGCUGGGGAAAAUAAAGCAGUGACCCUUUCCAUCCUGAAUGACAAUGAAAACUUUGUGCUGGAUCCAUACUCUGGAGUUAUAAAGUCCAACGUUUCUUUUGAUCGAGAACAGCAGAGCUCUUACACCUUUGAUGUUAAGGCAGUGGAUGGAGGGCAACCUCCUCGCUCUUCUACAGCAAAAGUAACAAUAAACGUGAUGGAUGUUAAUGAUAACAGUCCUGUUGUCAUCUACCCACCUUCUAAUACUUCUUUUAAGCUAGUGCCACUCUCAGCAAUUCCAGGAUCGGUGGUAGCUGAAGUCUUUGCUGUGGAUAUAGACACUGGCAUGAACGCUGAGCUGAAGUACACGAUUGUAAGCGGCAAUAACAAGGGCUUGUUUCGGAUUGAUCCGGUGACAGGUAAUAUCACUCUGGAAGAAAAACCAACUCCUAAUGACAUAGGCCUGCAUCGCUUAGUUGUCAACAUAAGUGAUUUGGGUUAUCCCAAAUCCCUGCAUACUCUUGUGCUUGUAUUUUUAUAUGUAAAUGAUACUGCUGGAAAUGCCUCUUAUAUUUAUGACUUGAUACGCAGGACUAUGGAAACACCUUUGGAUCGGAACAUAGGGGACAGUAGCCAGCCCUACCAAAAUGAGGACUAUCUCACAAUCAUGAUCGCUAUUGUGGCAGGUGCCAUGGUUGUCAUAGUGGUGAUAUUUGUCACGGUUCUUGUUCGCUGUCGACAUGCGUCCAGAUUCAAAGCUGCCCAGAGGAGCAAGCAAGGUGCUGAGUGGAUGUCUCCCAAUCAGGAAAACAAACAAAACAAGAAAAAGAAAAGGAAGAAAAGGAAAUCUCCAAAGAGCUCCCUUUUGAACUUUGUGACUAUUGAGGAGUCCAAACCUGAUGAUGCAGUUCAUGAACCUAUCAACGGGACAAUAAGCCUUCCAUCGGAGCUGGAGGAGCAAAGUAUAGGAAGAUUUGAUUGGGGCACAGCACCACCAUCAACCUUUAAGCCUAACAGUCCUGAUCUUGCCAAGCAUUACAAAUCUGCCUCUCCGCAGUCUGCUUUUCAUCUCAAACCUGACACUCCAGUUUCAGUGAAAAAGCACCAUGUGAUUCAGGAACUCCCGUUGGACAACACCUUUGUUGGUGGUUGUGACACCCUUUCCAAACGCUCUUCCACUAGUUCAGAUCACUUCAGUGCCUCAGAGUGCAGUUCCCAAGGAGGCUUCAAGACAAAGGGCCCCUUACACACCAGACAGGCACUGAAUUUUGGAGAUAUGCCGAAGUACUUGUGGGAGAUUUGGGUACCUGACAAACCAUGGGUGUCCCAGCGCCGUGUUACAUUUCACCUCCCCGAUGGCUCCCAGGAAAGCUGCAGUGACAGUGGUCUGGGAGACCACGAGCCAGUGGGUGGUGGAACCCUGAUCUCACACCCUCUCCCUCUGGUUCAGCCGCAGGAUGAAUUCUACGACCAGGCUUCACCGGACAAGAGGACUGAAGCUGAUGGCAAUUCUGACCCCAACUCGGAUGGGCCUCUUGGUCCACGAGGAUUAGCUGAAGCUACAGAGAUGUGUACUCAAGAAUGCCUGGUUUUGGGUCACUCAGACAACUGUUGGAUGCCUCCUAGCUUGGGCCCAUACCAACAGCCAAAGUCUCCUCUCUCCACCUUUGCACCUCAGAAGGAAUGGGUUAAGAAGGACAAACUAGUUAAUGGACACACAUUGACCAGGACCUGGAAAGAAGAUAGCAACAGAAACCAGUUCAGUGAUCGAAAGCAGUAUGGUUCCAGUGAGGGCCAUUUCAACACUGGCAACCACAUGACUGACAUUCCUCUGGCCAACUUGAAGUCUUAUAAACAGGCCCCGGGAUCUGUGGAGAGUCCAAAGGAGCACCAGCUAUAAGAAAUGGUUACUUUGGACCAAUGACUUUAGCUUACUUAGACUUGCUAAUACUAUGUGUGUGUCAGAGCUUUAUGUACUGGGUAGACCUCUAGAACUAUGCUUCACCUAGCAGAGAUAUGCAUAUCUUUAUGUUAGCACCGUGGAAGGUAUGAUGUCCUGCAACAUGAAAGAGUGUUUCUACUAGUUGUGUGGUUUUGUUAAAUAGACAUGAUUAAAGUCUACAGAGAUCUCUCCAGUUUGAAAAUAUCUUUUUUUGUUUGUUUUUUGACCCUGGACUGCUGCUAUGAAAAACAGAAGAUGCAUUUGGAGAGGGAGAGAGUGCAAAAGCUCAGUGGAUUACAAAGAUUGAAAAGCAUAUCCAGUUAGAAAAUUGUGCUUUUGUUGUCAUUGAUCUAUGCUGGGACCGUUAUACUUGAGCUCAUAUUGCAAGCAAUUGAAGCUGUAAACAUUAAACCUAUUGUGCUAUUAACAAUGUUAGUGGACACUUGUAAGUCAAUCAGCGUUCAAAUACUUGUAAAUAGCAACAAUUAUUACUUACAAUUUUUGUGUACUUAUAAUGUUCACUUGAAAAUAUACUGUAGCAUAUUUCUGUGUUUCACAGUUGCUUUUUAAUUUCUUUCAUUUGCUUUCUUGUUGUUUUGCUUUUAUUUUCAGUGAUGGUGUUUCUGUGUUAGUAGUCUGUCUGACACACAAUGUUCCAAGAAACUCAAGCCACUUCUAUUAAAAGUGAAAAAAGUAAUGGGGUAGGAAGAAAGGUUGCUUGUAGAAAAGGAAAAAACCCUUUUUUCUAUGUGGUAUGAAAUGAUGCCAGCAUUCAGUUGGAAUGUCUCCUUUUUUUCUUUUUUUUUAAAUUUAAUAUUAAGAAGUGACAGGACUUGUGUAAGGGCUUAAAAACUUAGCAAUUUUUUGUUUAGUUUCCAUUAUGUUUCAUAAAACAGGGAAUUGCAAAACAAAAGAAUAUUUAAAUGUGCAGUGGUGGGCGAGGGAGAAAGCUAGUUGUUUGGGAUCCUUGAUCAAAUUAGUUGUAGUCCGUCAUUUAAUGAGUGGUAGCUGAUGUUGAUCCCAGCUGAAAUAUGUGGAGGAAAUUCUACAGGAGCAAAAUACAAUAAUAAUGUUUUUUCCAGUUGGGCAGGUGUGUGUCUAUACCUAAGACAGUUUGUAUUGCUGAAACAGCAGCAUUUGUGUUGAUCUUCAUCUGCGUUAACGUUGUAGUAACACGAGUGUUUUUAGACCAUAGCCACAGAAUAUUUAAUGUGUUGUGCCUUCAUGAUGUAACAGAGCAUUCUCCUGGUAGGCUAGUUGGGGGAACUAAAGGGUUAAAUCUCUAAUUAUUGCUGUUUAACUGUUUCUUAUCAUAGUUGGUCAAUGCCUGGCAGGUACCAGUAUCACGCCACCUCAGUCAAAUCAGAAGAGUGACUCCUAAUGUUAGUAAGAUCUAAGUUACACGCAAAGCAAAUCCAAAUCCAAAACAUUUGUAGAUGGUUUUUUUUGAGGCAUGAAAAAUGAUUUACACAAAUAAAUAGCAUGCAAAAAAAAAAGUCCUUACAGAAAAAAGCAAGUUACUUAUGCCACAUCAGUCUUAAAGUAACAAAUUUAGCUAAUCUGAAAGCGAUUUUAUUUUUACCAAAAACCAGGACCUUUUUGUUUCUUUCUUUAUUCUUUUGUAUAUAGCAGUUAGCUUUUUUUUUUUUUUUUUUUUUUCCUCCACAGUACAAAAGGCUUAAAAAUGGGUUAGGGGUGCAUUGCUUAUUGCAGUACUUAUGUCAGUUUGUGAGGGGUGUUUGAUGACUUUGACAGAAUAAAUAUCUAACCAGUUAUCCUUGUUACUGCUUUGCCAGUUCAACAUUAUUUAGUUAUUCAGCUUUUGCAAUAAAUGUUCUGAAUUUCUGAUUGUGUUGUGUUAGUUCUUGGGCAGAUUCCUAAGGGACUUUAUUCCUGUUAAUUUCUCUUUCCUUCUAUUAUUGUUGGUUUGUUCAUUUCUUUGCUUCAUUCUGAAUUUCCAGUUAUUUUUCUAAACAUACCAUGGUCCAUUAAGUUCAUAUCUACAUGUGUAAGACUGGAGUAUACAGCAAAUGAUAAAUCCUGAGGGCUAUAUUCUGACAUUCCUAUGUAAGUAGGAACUUAUUCAAAAUUAGUUAUUUGACUUGGAUAAAGUUUUAUUUACUCAUUCCAAGGAUGACAAAAUCUAGCCCACAUUUGUUAGGCCUGCAUAGGCAUAUGGAAUAAGCAUCCUAGCAUGAGUCUCUGUAUAAGUACAGGGGUAGCAUAUAGGAAAUACAGCUCUUGCUGCACUUUGAUUUUUCUUUUGAGAGUAGAAUUAAGCCAUAUCAAAAUACAGUAAAAUGUUUCCUAUAAGGAAAAUUUGAAUCAUUGCAUAAUAUUUUUUGUUGCAGCACAGUUAAAAAACAACAAAAAAGAAAAUGCUGAACAAUCUUGGAAAAUAUGUAUCAAUAAGAGAACCUAUUUCUGAACAUGCUGAGUUUUAAAGCAGAGACGCACUGAGUUCUAUAUUAAAACCAGAAAUACAACAAUUAUUUGAAAACCCAAAUAGCACCAACCAGUUUAAAUUACAAAUGCUUUUUUAAACAGAAUAUAUUUGAAAAUAUUUCUAUCAUGGACAGAAAUUAAAAGAUGCAACUGUUGCUGCACAAAGAGAACUAUAGUCUGUUCCAACCUUCAAUACUUUGUGCUAUUAUCAACUUGUGCAGGAAGAGCUAAAUCAAAUUUUGUUUCAAUUGCUGGCAGGUGAAAUUUUCUUAUCUAAUUUUCUCAAGUUCUGUGUAGUUUUAGAAUCUUAAUACCUUACCCAGCUUUGAAAUAGUUAUUAAAUGAAAAAGACAGGAGAAAAAGAAAGCUGAGAAAAAAGAAAAAGAGAGCAAGAGAGACAUAGACAGAGACGAGGGA